Mesorhabditis spiculigera is the source of this 627-nucleotide messenger RNA. The record is from the annotation of a GenBank genome assembly. Lineage: Eukaryota; Metazoa; Nematoda; Chromadorea; Rhabditida; Rhabditidae.
AUGCUCUUCACCACCUACUUCAACUGCCCGGAUUGCAAGCUGCCAUUCGAUCAGGAUCGUCGCUUUCCGGUCGCCGGGCCACACACGUUUCUGGCGAAGUUUAACGGUCAGCCACGACUCGUUCGCGCCAAGAAUUUCGACGAAUUCAAGGAGGAACUGGCUGCGAAGGAAGACGAGAUCAAGCAACUGACGAAGAAGUUGGAAGCCAUUGAUGCGAAGAAGGAGGAGGACCGACACACAUUUCUGGCGACGUUUAACAGUCAGCCCCGCUUCGUUCGCGCGAAGCAUCUCGACAAAUUCAAGGAGGAACUGGCUGCGAAGGAUGACGAGAUCAAGGAACUGACGCAGAAAAUCACCAUCGUCACGGGCGGCAUAAACGUCACCGAAAAGGUUAAAACUGUGGUGCAGAAGCUGUUCGAACAAUGGAAAUCGGGCCAGCGUGACGAAUUGAUGGUUUAUAUCUACACUGACGCGGCGCUUGACCCAUACGAGAUCGACGGCUACUGCCACCCAUACGGCCAACGCGAUGUUUUGUCCAGAGGCGACGAGAUGUUGCUGGAAUUGUUGAUCUACCCACAGCUGUCCUACAUGGGCUGCUUUUUCUGCGCCGAUGAUGAUGACCCCUGG